AUGCCGCUUGAAUCCACCCGUGAUACGGUCGCAUCUCGGCGGUCAUCCUCACAAGACUCCUUCCACUCGGCCGUAUCCACUUCCGACCAAGAUGACACUGCUCCCCCCCAUUCCCCCUCACCUCCCUCUCCACCGCCGCCACCGUCGGCCACCUCGACCCCCGCGUCCCAGCGUCUGACCUCCAAGUUCACGCCCUCGCGCACCUUCCGCUUCUUCCAGAAGGUCUCACUGCCGUCCACCGCCACCUCGGACGCUCUGGCUUCUACAGAGACCCCUCCCUCGCGAAAGCCACCCACAAUCCCUUCCACGUCGCCUCGCCCGCCCUCCAAGCGUCCCAGGCAUACCCCUGAUCGCACCUCGAGAAUCCGCUUGUCGAGGGCCCACCCGCCAGAAACGCCUGCCCGCGUGCCUAGGAAUACGUCGCGGAGAAGCUCGCACGAGUCGGGCUCGUCUGUGGCCCUGCAUUUAUCACGUACGUCGUCCACCAAUGUAGUCCGCAAAGAAGAUGUGGCUGCGCAUGAGCUGCCGCACAUGUCAGAGGCACAUGUUGGUGCGACGACGCCGCAGGCGAGCGGCCAAAGCUCGGUGAAAACAGCUUCGCAGCGCAUUACAAGCACAGACGCCACAGUCGCGGUCCAUGACGAUACCAGCGUAGAUGACUGGGGGAUUGAUGAGCUGUCAGACUUGGAAGAAGGUGCCGACACGCUUUCCAUACGGCAAAAUGUACCGGCAAAUGAAAGUUUUGGGAGUACUUCAAAGUCUGGUGCGCAGCAGGAGCGUAUUCGAGGGGCAAGUGUGCGGUCUGGCGGGAGUAGCAAGAACACUUCGCAUCGAGACAUCAUUACAUUACGUGCGUUUGAUGAAAAUGUCGACCAUCAAGCAAAGCUGGUCAGCUCAGACCUUACGAGGAUGAAUAUGAUCGGUCUGUACGCUGACCCAGCCGCUGAGGAGGUAGACUGGGGGGACGACUUUGAUCUUGAGCAAUCAAGCUCAAAGUUUGAUGCAUCGAGUGAAAGUCCUGCUGCUGACGACGUCCCGUCCGGGUUUCCGUCUUGGUAUAUUGAAAAAGAUCCGAAGAAGAAUGAGUUUGAAUUUAAGGUGGAGAUGUCGCAAGCUCCUUCUCCCAUUUCACCCAUGAGGCACCAAUAUCAAUUAUCAACUGCGGAAAUUCUUUCUGACAGCGACGAUUCUUUAGGAUUACGAAGCGUGCCUCCCACAGCUUUUGCAACGCCUUCCUUGAGUCAUUCGUCGCUACUGUCGUAUCCAGGGGUUGGCUAUCAAACCUCUACAGUUCACCCGAGCUGUACUCGGGUAAAGGAGCUAUUUUCCCGGUAUGAUGCAACAAUCCGCCGUCACUUUGAUGCUCUCGUUCGGGAUAGCGGGGGCACAAGUGCUUUGGAAAGGAAGACGCGGUCCAUAUACCACAUGUCAUCUGACCGAGACUUGAACAGAUUAUCAAAUUUGAACAAGGAUUUGGCUGUGGAUGUGCUCGUCUGGAAACUCGAAUGGGCUACACAGCAGAAGAAUUCUGUGGACCACUCUAAAAUCCUACUCAGCUUAUCAAACAUAUGCAAACACGCGGGCAAUUAUAAGGAAGCGACUCAACUCGUUAGGGAAGCUGUCAUGGUUGCGGCUGACAUAGAAGACACAGGCGUUAGUCUGGUUAUCAGAACAGAGCUUGAAUAUGAACUUGCUGUCCUGAGCAGAGCUCGAGGAGCUUUGGGAGACUCAGAAAAGGCAGCGAAAAGGGCAAUGGCACACACCACGGCUCUCGCUUUGAUUCCAGAAGAAACAAAAUCAUUGACGGGUCCGCAGCAGCGGGCGCUGUGGUGGCAAUUGAAGUGCAAAUUUCUCUUGGCAGAACUGUCAUAUGAUCGAGCGAAUUUAGAUGAUGCAGUACAGUUCUUCUCCGAAUACGUAGUGGAAGGUAUCACUAGGAUGAUUGGUUUGAUCGCACCACCACGUGCAGAGGACACCACGCUGGGCACGGAAUUCAUGCGUUAUUGCCUUUUUUCUCCCCGUCGUCUUGUCCUAGCAAUGUGGACAAUUCUUCUUUGUCUGGGGGAUAUGAAAUGCUUCGCGGCGGCAGCCGAUACAGCCGCUCUGACUAGUCUUGUCGCCUCCUCAUUUGGAUAUGAAGAUGCUAACAAAGCGGGGUCGGACAUAAGACUGAGAAUCAAGGAGAUGGCGGUUGAGCUGCGAGAACAAUACGAUGGUAUUUCUACAGCUAUUUUACAAAGUAGCAAUCCUGCUGUGGGCGACCCGAACAACCUUCCGAGCGCGAAUCGAAUUCCAGGCUCGCAAUUCGACUACGGGCUCGGUGAAUUUGGCGAUAUGGCGGAUGACGUAAUUGAGGAUUGGGACACUCAGCUUGAAAAAGAACUCAACAUCAAAAUUGAGCGAUGUUGGGAAAUUGAUCAGUCGAACGAAACUUCCAGUCGAGGGGCGGAGGCGGAGGGAAAUGGGGCGCCUUUAUCACCGACGCCGGAAAGAUUUGGAUCGUCUUUUCCGGAUCGAACUGGUUCUAGCUUAAAGAAAGGGGUUGGUGGAAAUGGAGACGCCAACAAGGAAGGCAGGAGAGGGCAAGCAGUGUCUGGGUGGAACACUGGCUUGAACUUCGGGAAUUUAAUCGAAGCUGAGUUAAGGCAAUAUCUUAGCCGAGUUAACGGAGCUGCAAGUACCCUCUCAAGGCAGCAGAUGUAUCCGAAACCAACUCAAUCAUUUGAUGGCCGCCUUAUGGGUCCACGGGAGCACGAAACAUUCCUGAGGAGGUUUGUUCGAAGCAAAGACCCAGUUCUGUCAGCGAGGAUUCAGAUCGGCUUACCUGUGACCUCCAUGUGGUAUCCAUCUGCCGAUUGCAAGCUAAACGCUGCAGUCGAGUUCAAUGAAACUGCAGCCCUUCUAAGUAACAAACCUGCUUUGUCACCAGUUUAUGGCAUGGAGAUUUUGACGUUGGUUUGGAAGAUCGUGAGAGGGCAAAUUUCCGCUCAUGAGAAACAGUCACAACUUCGGCAGCUACUGCUGCAUUCUUUCUCACGGAUAUCUACGCUUUCAAAAAAGUCACCGGCUCACGAUGAGGUGGACCGCCGGCGUAGGCUUGAUAUGCUUGCGUGCUUGUUGGACUGUCUUCGACUUGCAAGAGAAGUCAUCUCCGAAAGUGGGAGCGAUGCUACCUGGUUUUCACACGCUUCUGUGUUUUUGGGUUUAGCUGCGGCUACAGUGACCCCUGCUGCGAAAGCAGCUGUAGAACUGCUACAGGCCGAAAGCCGAGCUCAUUGCGGCCUGAAGACCGUCGUGGCAGGAUUCUGGUUUGAUAGAUGCGCUACUGCCGAACAAGAACGCUUGAAACAGCAUCAUCAAGAUCUCCAGGGUGAAAUUGUCUCAGAGUCAGAAAUUGUAGAAACCGGAGGACAAAUCCCUGCGGCGCUGCGGCAAUCCGUCGUUGACAUUAUGCACGCUCUAUACUGGCGGACGAAGGCCGGAUUUGAUGAGUCAUCUGACGCAGACUCGUUUGAACGACUCAUCCACGCUGACGUAGCAUCGGGGCUGUUUUUGACUGGCUGCGGCUUGUCUCCUGUCGAUGGGUCGUCAAUCGACUUCAGUGAUGAAACCGAACUCCUUCAUAUUUCAGACAGAAAGAACUCAAAAUCUGUAGACACGGAUACCCUUGUUGACGAAACAAGGCGUGUAAGCGCGUCAGAGCUAUUCCAAGAGCUGCAGUCGCUGUGGCUAUCCUUGCCGUCGUCCGCCGGGCUGGUCCGAGCUAAAGUUUCCUUUGCUUUAGCUCAACAUAGCAGAAUUGACCAGGGUGACUAUGGCCGUGCAGAACGCUUUCUAUUUGAUGGAUUACAAUCAAUCCAUGCAGUUGCACCGAGCCAAGCUUACCCUCACUCGUUCUAUUCCAGACUGCUCUUCGUCUCCCCGGUGGCCAUCGUUUCGUCGCCUCUGGCAGAGGCCCUCCUUCACUCCUAUGGUACCCUGGCACUCUCACAUUCAAAGUAUCGAUAUGGUAUUGCCGCCUUAGAGGCCUCCACAGACUCAAGGAAGGUACGAACAAAGAACAAACAGUCUUACACAUCAGCAGUGAUGAGGGUCAUCGAAGUAGCCGGAGAAAACAGCGAUUGGAGGCGAGCGUUCGUUUUAUUGUACAGCCUUCGCAACAUAACACACCCCAAGAAUGGACAACGAAACGAGUUCCUGCAGCUUUGCUUAAAGCUUCACAGCGCUUGCCUCGAUGUUGGCUGCAUCGAUGCAAGCAUCGUGCCACUGCGGGCAUAUUCCGCACUUAUUUAUGAAGAAAGGUUGCGUCUCUUGCUGCAACGCUACCGUAGAAGAUUAGCCAAGAAGGCCAGGAACCGAAUUCGGAGAAGGAUUCCCGGGUCGCCCUUGCCCAAGCUCUUGCCUGGCGGAUCGGUUUUUCCGAGAGGGAAGAAUUCGCUUGCUUCCUUCUUUGAAGUUCCAGUAGUUAACUCAAUCGACAAUACCAUUCGGCAAUCUACAUCUAUGUUUGAAAUGAGACCUCGGUCAUCCACGGUCAUGGUACCGUUGCCAAGUGGGGGACGUAGCCAGGGUAUUCUCAAGAAACUCUUGACUGGUCUGUGGGGGUCGUCAGGCAAUGCUCGCCGAUCGUCGCCUCCCCAAGGCGAGACUACUGUCAAAGGGAAUCAAAGGUCUGACGCAGCUCUAGUGCCAGAAGACGACAGCAAAUCCUCACGUCAGCUGCCUUCGAAGAUCUAUUCCAAGGGACACAAAGCCGUUGUAUCAACUUCCAUUCAGGCAGACAAGGGAGAGUUUGAAGAAGAGCAGAGAGAAUUGCUUCGCAUUGAGGCAGAACAAGAGAUAGCUGCCGAUUCGAAUCGUUUUCAGGUAGAGCUUUUGCGAGCAAGGACCGAGUUCGCGAAAGCAGAUUUCAACAAAGCACAGUCAAGAUGUCGCGGUCUGCUCGAAAUGCGGAUCCCACACGCCAGUCGUUUCAAAGUAUUGGAGAUCCUUGCCCGAAUUCGAUUAAUGAGAAGAGAAAUAACGAGAUGCCUGGAGUUUGUAGACCAAAUGGAGCAUGAGUAUGCUCUCGCGAAAGCUUUCCGUGAUUUCCCAGAAGACUCGCAGCCGGGGCCCAUGAAAGAGAAUCAACGUGUUUCAAAAUUCAGAAUUCACGAUCAGAGCCAUGAGACUAAGAAAGUCUACAUCUCAUCAGUGUUUUGUCCUCUUGCCACAUUCCUUCGUCUCUCUGCUUUGAUUCAUGGGGGGCGUUUGAGUGAAGCGCUGUAUCUGGCAGAUAAAUCCAUUGAAGCCUGUGAAGAACAUUCUUUCUGGGAUCUCGGACGUCUGCAUUAUUUGCGAGGGAAAGCGUUGGGGGCCAUGUCGUCAAACGCAAGUGCCCCAUUACAAGGAGAGAAUGAACUGGAAAAAGGACCGGUCGAGAGCCAAAAGCUGGUCUUGCAAGUGACAGAGCUCACGUUGAUUGCAUUUGAAACUGCGAGCAGAUAUUUUGAUGCGUCUGGGGACGAAGUUAGUACCGCAAAGGCGGAUCUACUCUGGGCUCGCACGUCAAUUGAUUUCUUGUUUCGAAAGGUUGUUCUCAAGGAUGUUUGUGGUGGAGGCAUUUCUCUAGAAACUGCGUGUACCAUUCUCAAUCGUCGCAUUGUCGUCGAAGAAAUUGUCGAUGUCGUAUAUAGUGUUAUCAACCUUGCAUCAACUGCAAAUAUCCCAGUCCUUCUGAUUGACUCAAUGGCGGCGCUUGCAGAAGUCAAAUGCAUUCAAAAGCAGUCUUCUUCAGCUUGGAUGUUAUGGGUCUCAGAAGCAUGGAAGCUUUUCUCUCGCUUGUUUACCGACGCAGAGAAUUUUACUGUUGUUCUUGAAGAACUAGCCCCGGUAUCAACUUUGUUUCACCUCCGCAACGUCUGUGGCCGCCUUGUGAGACUCACGAUGUGUGAGAGUCACCAUGGGAAAAUUGCAGACAUGAACAAACAUUUGCGCCUCUUUGAAGCUUACGUAACACUUCAAAUAGCUAUAGAUAGGAAGAUGAACCUGUCAUCUAGGGCGCACAAAAUCGGAUCGGAUUCCGCUUCGUCUGUUGACGAAGUGAAUGAACUUGACGCGGAGGAUAGGGACCAACCACGGCCUUCAGUUGUAUCAAGCUCUCCGUCAAUGCUGCCUGGGAGGCCGGACAAGAAAAUUGGGAUUCGCACUGCCAGUCUUCUGCGGCUAAAACUUUCACGCGAUCACCAGGCUCUAGAACGGAAGAGAGGCAGUUCUGCUAAAGACGUUGUAUCAGACAGUCUAUCAGAGACCGACUCACAUAAAUCCGGACAUCGGCGUCCGGCCGGGGCAUUUUUGCACAUUCUUGGUGACGAGGGGGUGGCGCUAGGCCGUCAAGGGCUGAGCGUUUUCAUAAAUCGACCGCGGCAACAAGUCAUUAGUGCUGUCAAAGGCACAGGAGCUGUUCUGAUUCCGUCUAACUUUUUCUCAAACUCUAAGGCAGCACCUGGUCACGAGCUUGGAAGAGAUGCAGAAAUGAUCUUCCCGUUCAAACCGCAUCUGGGGCUUGGUGCGAUGCAAAUCCUUGAUGACUCGAAAGGAAAAAUUGAUGAGAGGAUAGAGUUGAAUGACUCAGAGCUAUCGGAUCCGGACCCAGCUUCAGAUCCAGAAAGGAAUGGGGAUAUGGGUGCCUCAAGCGUAGGAGCAGAUAUAAACAUCACUCAGUCACAAGACGCAACGAGAGCAAAUGCUCGAGAGGACCUUAAAGAUGUCGGUAAACGGCAAGAAGGCCCAGUCGACACUGAUCCACGCCAGUCAACUAAAGGCCCGCUACCAGAUGAGAAAAGAGAUGACUCUUUUGUACCGCUUCCAAGAAUUAGUGCUCAUGAACGAAAUAGGUCUACGAAGAAAGUACGAAGGCAUGAACUGGCUGAAUUGUUGAGUUGUAUUCAAGAUGAAUUGGAAAGCGGGCGUACCCAAACAAAUGGUUCCUCGCCUAUCUUUGGACACAGUACAGCAGAGCGUGUCUGGUCUCACAUGCAUCGCAUCAACACAGAAACGAGUAGUUAUAUGCACGGGGAAAUUAAUCUGGAGCAAUUACGAGAGCGAAACAACGAUGCUCUUUUGAGCUGGGUGCAUUGCAUCCCGGUCUCUCGGAAGGAAUGGACUAUUCCAGAGUCGAUCGGCAGACGCCUUGUGUAUAUUUUAUAUGCGCAUGGUGUUGUGGGAUAUUAUGCCGUGGAUCGGGGUGGGAGUAUCGAGAGUGUUGCCUUUGGAGGGAAGCAAGGCUUUGAGGAAAUGGUGAAUGGCAUCCAAACGCUGCGCUCCCCUACGAAAGCAGAGCGGAUGUAUCUGUCAGAUCUCGUAAAAGGCUACAAGAGGGACGAAGUAUGGCACAAGAACAGAGACUCUGAGAUCGUCAACGGUUUAGCCAAUCGAGUACUGCGAGCCCCCAGAUCACUACUAAGUUCCUCAUCUCCCGCACAGAAAUCAAGAAGUCGUCCUAUUGUUCUCAUUGCGGACCUUACAUUGCAAAUUCUGCCAUGGGAACUGUUCUUUGAUCACGUCGUCAUCCGCUCUCACUGUCUGCUGGAUAUGAUCCGUGGACUUCAGGACGGGGCAGCGUCGCAGUCACAGAGCAGCCUUGGCAGCAUUGAAGAUCCUGUCAUUGCUGCAUCACGGAAAAUUGUGCGUUUCAUUAGCUUUGGACCUUCACGGCGCGAAGUAAUCGACUUAGAGCGCACUGAAGAGGCUCGACGACAACAAUUGGCCUUCCAAGGGCUUUUGCGCCUGAAUCACAUGAGUCCCGCGAACAUAAUUGCAUUUCUGGGACUCGGAGGGUUUAGUGACCCGACGGCCGUAAAUGCGGUACCGCGUCCUACCGGGCCUCUCUCAUCACCAUUAUCGCAAUCGCGAAAGGCAGUGAGGUUGUUCGGAUUAAGGAUUUCGGCCAAUAUUGGAAAGCGUAACUAUCCACAUAUGGAUUUCCUCAAAGUGCCGGGGCUUGGAAGUGCGACGACGGGGGAUUUGAAAGAAGCCGCCAUGGUUCUACAGCCGAUGUCUAAUGACAAGGAUGAGCCCAAACGAGACUUGGGUGCUUAUGUACCUGUAUUUAUGUUCUCCUACGCCGACUUGGUGGAUUCCAGCGACUCUGUCUUUGGGCUGCGAAAACUUGUCCCGAGCGCGAUUCUCAUGUUCACACCUGCGAUUCACAUGAAGGUGUUAGCACGUCAUCUGGAGGAUGAUGAAUUGUCCGUCGAGCUACGGCGCGCUUCUGGGAGAUUGCACAACCGCAUCUUCCCCGACGUAAUCGCGUCUGCACGCAUCCUCGUGGAAUACGUUUCGAGAUUUUCGAGAGAGAAGCGGAUCCCCAUUGUUGUCUUCCUCGGCAAGGGCCUUGUAGGUGUGUUCCCUCGUAAGAGAGCUGUGAAGGGAAAUCAUGGGAGGCAGACGACGCCAGCAGCGGAGAGACUUGUACAGAUUCACGGGGCUGGGCGUGUCUUCCCCGGGCAAUGA
This is a messenger RNA of Chondrus crispus (carragheen), 8493 nucleotides long. RefSeq lists its product as hypothetical. The coding region runs from base 1 to 8493 and encodes 2830 amino acids. Lineage: Eukaryota; Rhodophyta; Florideophyceae; Gigartinales; Gigartinaceae. The record is from RefSeq and is a predicted model, not a curated record. The transcript has a single exon.